CACCCACAGGCCACAGCUUCUUGUGUCUAGCAAUUCACACCUGUUUGAAUCGACACGGCUUUCUAUACAAAUUAAGGAAAAACAAAACAAUGGGGCUUAGCAAGGCAUAUUUGAACAACAUUGAGAAGAGCUACUCUGCUUCAAGGCUAAGAAGACUCCAGAUUGAUGACGAAGAGAACAUUAAAGCAAGGAUGCAAAGAUUGAAGAAGGAGAUGACAGAUAUUGGCGAGGAGCACAAGAACAUAAAAGCAGGGCAAAGGGAAGUGAGAAAGAAAAUUAAGGAGAUCAGGGGCCAGUGUGCACAACUCAGAGAAGAAACUAAGCUUAUGUUUGAUCAAAGCACAUGCAUCAAACGUCGACUCCAUAUCAUGUCUCACAUCUUGCAAGCACGACAGCGCGGCGAUUUUGUUAAAGCGCAAAAGCUUACUGAGUUCCUCAAGUAAAUCUUCAAGGCAGCAAUUGAGUUUGAAGUUGUGUGCUGUGUGGCUGUCCCUUCAAAUGCCUGGAGUGGAGUUCCAAAACUUGGAGUUGAUAAACUGCAUAUAUCUGUUUUGGGAAAGUUCAUUCGAAAUUAGAUUGAUAGUCUUGAAUUUACAAUUUAUUGUGAAUAUAUAUAUAUUGUUGGAUAAAUUAGUGUGUAAUAUACUAAUAUUCAUUAUAACUUAUAAACUCUCUGAACAGUGAUGCGGAAUGCAUAAUGAAGGUUCUCCAAAUUCUCUUGUCUGGAUACCAAGUCUUGUAUUGAUCUCAUCAUAGUUGAAAUUCAUCUAAUUGUCCUCUGUGUU
Molecule: messenger RNA, 785 nt
Organism: Tripterygium wilfordii
Lineage: Eukaryota; Viridiplantae; Streptophyta; Magnoliopsida; Celastrales; Celastraceae
Exons: 3
Coding region: 90-443 (117 amino acids)
Source: RefSeq, a predicted model, not a curated record